UUCAUUUUCCGAGCUGAGAAAAUUUCAUUUUCCGUCUUUCCAAACACUCAAAUCGAAAGCUUCAUUUUCCACUUUCUGUUCAAAGCUGCGUAUUCAGUUUUCGUCGUUUCGGAAUUGCUGGUAAAAUGUACUGAAGAGUGGUUCUGCAAAAGUGUUUAGUUUUGGUAGAUAUCAUGGAUGUAGUUUUUAGCUUACCUCAGUCAAAAAUGUUAUUGGAUGGUUUUGAUUCUUGCAUUGUGUUUGGAGGGAGAGGUUUUGGUUGUGCUUUUCUUGGAAACUCUGGGACUAUUUUGAAAGCUCGUUUUAGUGGGAUGAACAAGAUUGGUAGUAUGAGAAAUGCAGGAGUGGUUUGUGUAGGAGAGUUCAAGGUUUCAAAUGUGAAGAGGAGUUUGUCUUGUAAGAAUAAUAGCCUUUUUAGGAAGAAUAGGACAAUUUGGUCAAAGUGUCAGGGUAAUGAUUCCUUAGCAUAUGUCAAUGGCAAUGGCCGGAAUGUUGGUAAUGUGAAAGGUACGGAUGAUGCUGAAUUGAGUAAACCAUUAGCACGAGAAGAAGAAGAAGGGCAAGGAGGGAGAAAAGAAGUUGGGGGUGAAGUAGAAGUAGAGGUACGAAGUGUGGAUGAAUUGAAGGAACAGUUGCAAAAAGCCUUGAAAGAACUAGAAGAUGCUAGAGUAAAUAGUACCAUGUUUGAGGAAAAGGUUAAAAAGAUAUCAGAGAUUGCGAUUUUGUUGCAGGAUGAAGCAACAAGUGCUUGGAAUGAUGUUAAUUCUACCCUUGAUUUCGUCCAAGAAAUUGUGAGUGAGGAAUCUGUUGCCAAAGAAGUUGUUCAAAAAGCAACAAUGGCUCUUUCUUUAGCUGAGGCAAGGCUUCAAGUAGCCGUCGAAUCUUUGGAGGUUGCAAAAGGAGUUUACAAUUCUCCGCAAGGUUCUAACAAGAGUAAAGGUGAUAAAGAUAUAAUGCAAGAGGAAAAAACACUUUUGUUUGCUCAGGAAGAUAUCAGGGAAUGUCAGAUUAAUUUGACCAAUUGUGAGGCUGAGCUGAGGUGCUUACAAAGUAGAAAGGAGGAUUUGCAGAAUGAAGUGAAAAAGUUGCAUGAAAUUGCAGAAAAGGCACAGCUGAAUGCAGUGAAAGCGGAGGGGGAUGUCACAAACAUAAUGCUUUUAGCAGAGCAAGCUGUUGCCUUUGAGCUUGAAGCUGCACAGCGUGUGAAUGAUGCAGAGAUUGUAUUACUGAGAGCAGACAAGUCUGUCUCUAGUUUUGAUGCUGAUACCAUAGACACUUUACAAGUGCAAGAUGUUGUGUCUGUUCCUGAGGAGGAGAAAAUGGUUCAACCUUUUUCUGGUGAUGAUGCUGUUGAAAGAGAGAAAGAUUUCUUAACUGAUGAUGAAUCUUUGCUUGCCAUGAGAUCACCAGAGACACUAUCUGAUAAAACCAGCCAAAUUUUGGAAGACAUAACACAGUCUGAUUAUCUGAGUGAUCAUGAGAAUGGACAAUUAAGCUUAGACUCUUCUAAGAAAGCUGAUGUCGAAGUAGAGAAGGCAAAGAAUGUCGUUCAAACCAAAAAACAGGAAACACAGAAAGAUUUGACCAGAGAUAAUUCACCAUUUGCUCCAAAGGCAUUGUUGAAGAAGUCUUCCCGGUUUUUUCCUGCAUCAUUCUUUUCUUUUAAUGUGGAUGAGGCUGAUUAUACACCGGCAUCUGUUUUCCAUGGUCUUGUGGAGUCUGCACAGAAGCAGUUACCCAAGCUGGUUGUUGGGUUAUUGUUAAUUGGAGCGGGGGUUACAUUCUACGCUAAUAGAGCAGAGAGGAGUGCUCAGCUGCUUCAGCAGCCAGAAGUCAUUGCAACAACUGUUGAAGAAGUUUCCUCAAGUGCAAAGCCUCUGGUUAGACAACUUCAGAAACUCCCCAUGAGAAUUAAGAAAAUUAUUGCGUCAUUACCUGAUCAAGAGGUGAAUGAGGAGGAAGCCUCACUCUUUGACAUGCUCUGGUUAUUACUUGCAAGUGUUAUAUUUGUGCCAAUAUUUCAAAAAAUUCCUGGAGGCAGUCCUGUUCUUGGGUACUUGGCGGCUGGUAUCUUGAUUGGGCCUUAUGGUCUCUCCAUCAUUCGUCAUGUUCAUGGGACAAAAGCAAUAGCUGAAUUUGGAGUUGUUUUCCUGUUAUUCAAUAUUGGCCUGGAGCUCUCUGUUGAAAGGCUUAGUUCAAUGAAGAAAUAUGUCUUUGGAUUAGGAUCUGCUCAGGUUUUGGUGACUGCUGUUGUUGUUGGCUUGGUGGCUCAUUAUGUUUGUGGCCAAGCUGGUCCUGCUGCUAUUGUCAUUGGGAAUGGCCUGGCAUUAUCAUCAACUGCUGUUGUUCUGCAGGUGUUACACGAGAGAGGUGAGAGCACAUCACGGCAUGGACGGGCUACAUUUUCCGUUUUACUUUUUCAGGAUUUGGCUGUUGUGGUCUUGCUAAUACUCAUACCUCUUAUUUCUCCUAAUUCUUCCAAAGGAGGGGUUGGUUUUCAAGCCAUUGCUGAAGCUCUUGGUCUGGCUGCUGUUAAGGCUGCAGUUGCCAUCACUGCCAUAAUUGCUGGUGGACGACUGCUCCUUCGACCCAUAUAUAAGCAGAUUGCAGAAAAUCAAAAUGCAGAAAUAUUUUCCGCCAAUACACUCUUUGUUAUUCUUGGAACUAGCCUUCUCACAGCCAGGGCAGGACUUUCCAUGGCAUUGGGAGCAUUUUUGGCAGGUUUACUACUGGCAGAAACUGAAUUUUCCUUGCAGGUUGAAUCUGAUAUUGCUCCAUAUCGUGGCCUUCUAUUGGGUCUAUUCUUUAUGACGGUUGGAAUGUCUAUUGAUCCAAAGCUUCUUGUUUCAAACUUUCCGGUCAUUGCAGGGACACUGGGACUCUUAAUAUGUGGCAAGACUCUCUUGGUUUCUUUGAUUGGCAGAAUUUUUGGUAUUUCACUCAUUUCUGCCGUAAGAGUUGGUCUUCUUCUUGCUCCUGGGGGAGAAUUUGCAUUUGUGGCUUUUGGUGAAGCUGUUAAUCAGGGCAUAAUGUCUUCCCAAAUGUCCUCUUUGCUGUUUCUUGUUGUGGGAAUUUCAAUGGCCCUCACACCAUGGCUAGCUGAAGGAGGCCAGCUGAUUGCUUCCCGUUUUGAGCUGCAUGAUGUUCGAAAUUUAUUACCUGUAGAAAGUGAGACAGAUGAUCUGCAAGGUCAUAUCAUUAUUUGUGGAUUUGGGCGAGUUGGCCAGAUUAUUGCACAACUUCUUUCUGAGCGACUUAUUCCUUUUGUUGCACUAGACGUGAGAAGUGAUAGAGUGGCAAUUGGGCGUUCCAUGGAUCUCCCCGUGUACUUUGGAGAUGCUGGUAGUCGAGAGGUCCUACACAAGGUUGGAGCCGAAAGGGCAAGUGCUGCAGCAGUAACUCUAGAUUCCCCUGGUGCAAAUUAUAGAACAGUUUGGGCUCUGAGCAAGCACUUUCCAAAUGUGAAGACCUUUGUUCGUGCUCACGAUGUUGAUCAUGGAUUGAAUUUAGAAAAGGCUGGAGCUACUGCUGUUGUCCCAGAGACCUUGGAACCAAGUCUUCAACUAGCAGCUGCAGUGCUUGCUCAGGCUAAACUUCCUGCAUCAGAGAUUGCAGCAGCUAUAAAUGAAUUCAGAUCCCGCCAUCUAUCUGAGCUCACAGAACUGUGUGAAACGAGUGGAAGUUCUCUUGGAUAUGGAUAUAACAGAAUUAUGAGUAAACCCAAAUCUCAAUCCCCAGAUUCAUUAGAUGAGACCCAAUUCUCUGAUGGGACACUGGCGGCAUGAAGAUUGUCCCAUAUGUACAAA
Molecule: messenger RNA, 3806 nt
Organism: Gastrolobium bilobum
Lineage: Eukaryota; Viridiplantae; Streptophyta; Magnoliopsida; Fabales; Fabaceae
Product: K(+) efflux antiporter 2, chloroplastic-like
Exons: 21
Coding region: 174-3785 (1203 amino acids)
Biological process (GO): potassium ion transport; proton transmembrane transport
Cellular component (GO): membrane; chloroplast
Molecular function (GO): potassium:proton antiporter activity
Source: RefSeq, a predicted model, not a curated record